AUGGCGCGGCGUUGCUCAUCUCUGGAGUUUCUCCUCUCCGUUGUCUCCUCUCUUCUUCUGAUCUGCUGUGUCGCACUGAUCGUCGUCACAUGGAUGAGCCUGACACCUGAAGGUGCCGUUGAGCCUGCGGUGCUGAGCGGUCGGCUGGUGAUCACAGACGGAGCCGACUUCUCCGAGGAGCUGAGGAACUCCAGCAGCCUGCGAUUUAAAGCUCUGGCCUACGACGUCCAAGUGGUGGUGUCAGACUCAUUCAGACUCAGUGACCUCGGACGACUCUUCACUUCCUGUCAGGUUUUACACUUCAGUCGGGGCAGUGUGGCUGUGACCUUUGACCUGCGGUUCGAUCAACACAUUGACGCGACCGAGGUGAAGCAGCAGUUGGAGGCGGGACUUGCGGAGGUCGACAGCAGGGGAUUGGUGAUUGACAGGAAGAGCGUCCAAAUCACAGAGAAACAAGACGAGACGACGUCCACGACAACGUGCACCACGCCCAUCACACCGACAGCAACCUGUGGUCCUGAUCAGAGACCCUGCGCCGAUCGGUCAGUGUGUCUGCCGAUCGGUCGUUUCUGCGACGGCGGCGACGACUGUCCCGACGCCUCUGAUGAAGACGCCGCUCUCUGUGCAACGGCUUGUGACGGACAGUUUGUGCUGGGAGGAGCGAGUGGAUCGUUCAGCUCGUCGGGUGUUUCAGAGAUGUACGCCAACAACAGUCGCUGUCGCUGGAUCAUCAAGGUUCACUCUGGACUCUCAGUUCAAAUCACUUUCCAUCAGUUUGAAACUGAAGAAACAACUGACUCUGUGAAGAUUUAUGAAGGAGUGGGGAGAGAGAGAGAGCUGACAGCUGAGCUCUCAGGCUCCACCCCUCCUGGAACAGUGUGGGUGAUGACCAACGUAGCAACUGUGGAGUUUAUUUCUGACGAUUUCAACAAUCUUUCGGGUUUCAACGCCACGUACAACGCCGUCAACGCGUCCGACCUCUCCGAUGAGGAGAGACUCACCUGUACAUUUGAACACGGCUUCUGUUUCUGGAGUCAGCGUCACCACGACGACGGCGACUGGAUUCGAACCCGCGGUGCCACGUUUCCCCCGCUGACCGGGCCAAACGUUGACCACACGUUGGGCAACAGCUCAGGUUUCUACAUCGUCACAUCGCUGAGUCCUGGCCAAUGGCUGAAGAGCUUCAGGAUCCAGAGUCUUCCCCUGACUCCGCCCACACAGCUGAUGUGUCUGAGCUUCUGGUACCACAUGUUUGGUGAGGACGUCCAUCGUCUCCGCGUCCUGCUGGUCCAGCCGUCUCCGUCACUUCCUGUCGUCCUGUUCCAGAAAGACGGUAACUAUGGUGACAACUGGAACCACGGCCAGGUGACACUGAACGUGACGACACGGGCCACGGUCGAGUUUGAAGCCUUAAAAAAAGGCGGGAUGAGGAACGACAUUGCACUGGAUGACAUUGCCCUGACAAGUCUUCCGUGUGGCCCCGCCCCUCCGGAACCAACCAUUGUACCACCUCCCACGACCACACCCCCUGUGCCAGCUGACUGUGGAGGACCCUUCAACCUCUGGGAGCCGAACUCCACCUUCAGCUCGCCAAACUACCCGCACGCCUACGGGAACAAGGCCCAGUGUCUGUGGACUCUUCACGCCUCGCUGGGUCAAAACAUCCAGCUCCACUUCCUGAACUUUGAUGUCGAAGCCACCUUUGAUGUCGUUGAGGUGCGGGACGGGGCGGGGCUUAACUCCACCUUACUGGCCGUCCUCACUGGCAGCCGUGGCCCCUCCCAUGACUUGUUCUCAACAGCCAAUCAGAUGACGGUGUGGUUUUUCACGGACAGCUCGGGUCACGGUCGAGGAUUCAGGGCAAACUUCACCUCCGGGGUUGACCUGGGGUCACCAGCUCCAUGUGCAGUCAAUCAGUUCCAGUGUCGAACAGGAAGUUGUAUCCAUGGUAACGGUCAGUGUGACGCUGUGAUCGACUGUCCAGACGCUUCGGAUGAAGCCGACUGUGUUGUGUUACAGGUGAAUGGCUCCAAUCGUCUCCAGUUUCAGCUCGGCACGACUCUGUUGGCAGUGUGUGCGGACAACUGGACUUCUCACCUGUCUGACUUCACCUGUCGGUACCUGGGACACAGGUCUGGUGAGGCCUCAUUACUGCCCUCUUUGCCACAGGAUUCAGCAUUUACAAUCAUCACAAUUUCCAGAAAUGGGACCCUGGAGGCCACAGUCAGUGAAACAUGCUCCAGUCAUAAAGUGAUUUCUCUGAGCUGUAACAACAAACCUUGUGGAGUUCGUCCAGUCACCAACGACACUAGGGAGACCGACCAAUCAGAGGACAGGAGACAACCUGGUCGGGUCGUGGGCGGGACAAAUGCAGUGAAAGGGGCGUGGCCGUGGAUUGCAUCUCUACAGUGGCAAGACCGUCACGUGUGUGGAGCCUCCCUGAUUAGCCGUGAUUGGCUGCUGACAGCUGCUCACUGUGUCUAUGGGAAGAACGUCCACCUCCAGUACUGGACGGCGGCGCUCGGGCUUCACGCUCAGAGUCACAUGAACUCUGACGACGUUCAGCUGCGACACAUCGAUCGCAUCGUCAUCAACAGACUCUACAACCGACGCAGCAAAGAGGGCGACGUCGCCAUGAUGCAUCUGCAGCAGCCAAUCAACUUCACCCGGUGGAUCCAGCCGCUCUGUUUCCCUCCUGACGGUGAUGACGUCUCUGCAGGGAAACAAUGUUACAUCGCUGGGUGGGGACGAGACUCUGAGGGUUCCCUCCCUGAUGUUCUUCAGGAGGCCCAGGUUCCUCUGGUGGCUCCGGAGCAGUGUCAGCGUCAGUUACCUGAGUACAACAUCACCUCGAGCAUGGUGUGUGCUGGACACCCUGAGGGCGGGGCUGACUCCUGUCAGGGCGACUCUGGUGGUCCAUUGAUUUGUCUGGAAGAUGGAAGCUGGACUCUGAUUGGUGUGACCUCAUUUGGGAUUGGCUGUGGUCUACCUCAGAGACCUGGAGUCUACGCCCGAGUCUCCGCCUUCACUUCCUGGAUCGCUCAGACCACACGAUCUUUGUCCUUGAGUCAGCCCUAG
Solea solea (common sole) is the source of this 3078-nucleotide messenger RNA. It is a transcript of the gene tmprss15, whose product is annotated as transmembrane serine protease 15. The transcript has 26 exons. Bases 1 to 3078 code for a protein of 1025 amino acids. Gene Ontology annotation, cellular component: membrane. NCBI's taxonomy places the organism in Eukaryota, Metazoa, Chordata, Actinopteri, Pleuronectiformes, Soleidae. Gene Ontology annotation, biological process: proteolysis. The record is from RefSeq and is a predicted model, not a curated record. Gene Ontology annotation, molecular function: protein binding; serine-type endopeptidase activity.